Messenger RNA from Carcharodon carcharias (great white shark), 1713 nucleotides. RefSeq names its product BICD family-like cargo adapter 1. Bases 1 to 1713 code for a protein of 570 amino acids. Gene Ontology annotation, biological process: vesicle transport along microtubule; Golgi to secretory granule transport. The transcript is spliced from 9 exons. The record is from RefSeq and is a predicted model, not a curated record. Lineage: Eukaryota; Metazoa; Chordata; Chondrichthyes; Lamniformes; Lamnidae.
AUGGCGGCUCUGUGGCUGCAGGAGUUCCCGCAGAGCGAGGAUCCCCAGCACUCGUACCCUGGAGACGAAGCCGAGCAUCAUCCCAGCGGCAACCGGCCGGGGCUGCCGCUUCCAUCGCCGCCUAUUCCUCCGGCUCCUCCCGGGCUCGGCUCCGGCUCCAGCCUCCUGUUCGACGAACAUUUCCCAAUGCUGGCGGCCGAGCGGCAAGAAGCUGCCGGCGAGGAGGCAGCCGGUAACCCCGGCAUCGAGGAGCUGCUCUGUCAGCUCCGGCAGAAGGAUAGUGACCUGAUCCUGGCGGCCAAGCUGGGCAAAGCUUUAUUGGAAAGGAAUCAGGAGUUGAGCAACCAGUUCGAGAUGAUGCAGAGAGAGCUCACCGACAAACUGGAGCACCUGGAACAGGAGAAACAUGAGUUGCGCAGACGAUUUGAGAACCGUGAGGGAGAAUGGGAAGGUCGUGUUGCUGAGCUGGAGAGUGAUCUGAAGCAGCUUCAAGAUGAGUUGGACAGACACCAGGUCCAGUUACGCGAGGCAAACAAAGAGAAAGUAAGAGCCUUGAGGGAACUUUCUGAACAGAACCAACGCCUCUUGGAACAGCUCACCAGGGCAGCUGAGAUAGAGCAGCAGCUCUCAAUGCAAGUUCACAACCUACGUGAUGAGUUCCGGGAGAAGAACACAUCAACAAACCAACACGUAGCACGCCUGGAGAGCUUACAAGCUGAGAUAAAGGCACUUACAGAGCGAAAACGUGAACUGGAGCGACGCAUCAGUGCUAUGAUCGAGGAAAAUGAACUGUUGCAGAGCACAAUUGAGGACCUUCAGGACCGGGUGCUGAUGGCAGAGCGACAGAGCCAUAACAAGGACCUGCAGCUACAGCAGAACCAGCUAGAACUCCAUGAAGUAAGGAUGUCUCACCGGCAGCUUCAAGUGAAAGUGGAUGAAAUGAAUGAGGAGAUGAGUCUACACAGUGUGAGCCCAACGAGUACGUCAUUACUAUCAGAAAUUGAGCAGAGCAUGGAAGCAGAGGAGCUGGAACAGGAGAGAGAACAGCUGAGAAUAGAACUCUGGGAGGCUUACUGCCAAGUACGUUCACUUUGCUCACACCUGAGAGGAAAUGACAUCACAGACUCUGCACUUUCCACUGACUCCUCUAUGGAUGAAUCUUCUGACACCUCCUCUGCCAAAGAUAUCCCUACAGGGAGCCUACACACAGCACUGCACGAGCUCAAACGUCUGAUCCAGAACAUUCUUGAUGGAAAUGAGUCUACGGUGGUGCUGCUGAGAGUUGAAAUGAAUGCAAUGAAAGAAGAGAGAGACAAGCUGAAGGUGACAUCCGAAGAAAAGGAACAAGACAAGCAGCUUCAGAAAGCUCUCAGCGACCGGGAUGAAGCCAUAGCAAAGAAGAACGCUCUGGAAAUGGAACUGGCGAAGUGUAAGAUUGACAUGAUGUCACUCAACAGCCAACUUCUAGAUGCAAUCCAACAGAAACUCAACCUCUCGCAGCAGCUGGAGGCCUGGCAGGAUGACAUGCAUAGGGUCAUUGACCAGCAGUUAAUGGACAAACAACAGAGAGAGUGUCGUCUGUCAGCACAAUCCUACAGGAACAGCUGCAGCAUGAGGCACAAAGUCAUCUCCUCAGUGAGACCGGAACGUAACCGAGAAGAGGUCAUUGGGGCAGAAGGGAAACGUCCCUUCUCAUUUUUCAAGAAGAAUUAA